AUGGCAAUGGACCACAGUCCAGACCCAUCCAUGGAUUUUCCUCAAGAUUUCAGAUGUCCCAUUUCCAUGGAGCUCAUGAAGGACCCUGUCACAAUCUCAACGGGGGUCUCGUAUGAACGAAAGCCUAUCGAAAAAUGGUUCUUCACCUACAAGAAAAAGACAUGCCCGGCCACAAUGCAAAACAUCGAAAAUUUCGAUAUCACCCCAAAUCAUACCCUCAAGAGGCUCAUUCAUGCAUGGCAGAAUGGCCGGUCUCAGUCGUGUUCAUCGCGGCCACCACCACGACCAUCAAUCAAGCAUGACGAGGUGGUGGCGCUGCUUAACAACGUCGAGUCCACACCAUUCAAGGUCAGUUCUUUGAAAAAACUUCGAUCCAUUAUUGAAACUAGUGAUGACAUAAAGGUUGUUUUUAAGAGAUCUGGAGGUGUUGAAGUGCUUGUUGGGAUAAUUGUCCAAAUUUUGAUUGAAAGCUCAGAUUUUGCUGCUUUUAGAGCUUGUGAGGAGGCCCUUGGUGUUUUGCACUUGAUACCCAUAUCUAUAGGGGAUGAAACUAUGCAAUUGCUAUCAAAGCAGGAAUGCACUAAAUCCAUGGCCAUCAUGCUUCAAAGAGGAAGUGUCGAGGCCCGAUUUUACGCCAUUUCCAUAUUCCAAAAGAUGGGUAAAGCUGAUUAUGAUUGGAACUUUGUCAUAAGGGACCAAGGUAUUGAUUUCUUCAAGUCAUUGUUCGAGCUUGUCUCAGACGAAAUAUGUACUAAGGCGAGUUCAUAUGCCCUAAAAGUUUUAAUAGAAAUAUUGAGUGCAUCGAAGAAAAAUCGAUUGAAGGCCAUUGAAGCCGGGGCAGUUUGUACCCUAAUUGAGCUUCUCCCGGACUCAAACCGAUCAAAAUGCGAGAAAAUAUUGUAUUUGAUUAAGUUAUUUUGUGAAUGUGCCGAUGGAAGAUCGGCCUUUAUAGAGCAUAGGUUAGGUAUUGCUGCAAUUUCGAAUAAAUUGUUACAUGUAUCUGACGCUGCAACGAAAAUUGUGGUGAAAACCCUAUGGUUGAUUUGCAGCUUUCACCCCACAGAAAGGGUUUUGGAGGAGAUGCUGAUUUUUGGAUCAGUGAAGAAGCUUGUGGCCUUGUUGCAUGUCGAUGGUCGGUCAUCGAUAAAGGAUAGGGUUGUGAAGAUCUUCAAGUUGCAUGGACAUUCAUGGAGGAGAUCUCAACCAAUUGGAAAUCUUGGCCCCUUCAAAGGUUACAGGUCAAGAGAAUUUGACCAGAGAACAGCCUAG
Molecule: messenger RNA, 1269 nt
Organism: Ilex paraguariensis (yerba mate)
Lineage: Eukaryota; Viridiplantae; Streptophyta; Magnoliopsida; Aquifoliales; Aquifoliaceae
Source: the annotation of a GenBank genome assembly